CUGGGCCUUCUUUGUCUAGCUGCAACUCUUCUGAGCCCAUUAUACACUAUGCCGAAGGCGGACAUAAACAAGGCUGGAUGGGAACAGAGCGAGUUCCCUAUCCUAUGUGAGACAUGCUUGGGUGACAAUCCCUUCGUUCGUAUGUCGAAACAAGAGUUCGGUCGUUCUUGUGGCACCUGUGCCCGACCUUUCACCGUCUUCCGCUGGAACCCUGGAACCGGUAUGCGGUUCAAGACCACCGUCAUUUGCCAGACCUGCGCCAAGAUCAAGAAUGUCUGCCAAACAUGUCUCCUGGAUCUCGAGUAUGGGCUCCCGACGCAAGUUCGCGACACCGCGCUGGGUGUGGAGAGUGAAGCACCUACGAGCGAAAUCAACCGGGAGUACUAUGCUCAGAAUAUGGAGAGCAAGCUUGACGGUGCGGCGAAGUCCCUCCUGGACCUCAACCGGACAUCUAGCGCAGGCAAGGACAUGUUGAAGCAGCUAGCCCGCACCGACCCUUACUACAAGCGCAACAAACCCCAUGUCUGCUCCUUCUACGCCAAGGGAGAGUGCAAUCGUGGCGACGCUUGCCCUUACCGCCACGAGAAGCCCGUACAAAAUGAGUUGUCAAAACAAAACAUCCAGGACAGAUAUCAUGGACGCAACGAUCCGGUCGCGAAGAAGAUCAUGUCUACUCAUGCUGCGAAUAUGGGACUGCAACCACCAGAAGAUCAGAACAUUACCUCUCUAUUCCUCUCCCAAUUGUCCCCGUCCUCCACGGAGGAGAGCGUACGAACUCGGGUCCUGAAGUCAUUGCCCGCCGUGCAGCCUUCGCAGCUGAAAUCGGUUGUCCACGUUGGGAAGUCCAGGUGUGCCUUUGUGAACUGGAGAGAUAGGGCUACCGCAGAGCUUGCAGCCCAGGCGUGGGCAAACGGACUCGAGAUUGAUGGAGAGACAGUGGGCGUUCGGUGGGGCAGGAGCAAGGCGGCUUCGGGCUCGAAGUCAGGAAACGCCUUCGCGUCGUCUUCCUCUGCCGUAGCGGCUUGAGCGAGGGCACUAGGUGUACCGUUACGUUGAUAUGUAUGCUACUUGUACCAUUAGUUU
Trametes versicolor FP-101664 SS1 is the source of this 1083-nucleotide messenger RNA. RefSeq lists its product as uncharacterized. Bases 49 to 1026 code for a protein of 325 amino acids. Gene Ontology annotation, cellular component: U2-type catalytic step 1 spliceosome; Prp19 complex; U2-type catalytic step 2 spliceosome. The record is from RefSeq and is a predicted model, not a curated record. The transcript has 7 exons. NCBI's taxonomy places the organism in Eukaryota, Fungi, Basidiomycota, Agaricomycetes, Polyporales, Polyporaceae. Gene Ontology annotation, molecular function: pre-mRNA binding; metal ion binding; U6 snRNA binding.